AUGAACAAUCCGGCAAUAAAAUACGCGGAAAGGGCGGGCAUUAAGACAGCAAUGGGCAAGUGUGCGAUAUAUGACUGCAUAAUUGAGCAUGGUAACAACGAUGACGGCGACUCAUUGGGCGCUAUAUUUAACCGCACGUGGGAUAAGGAGAAGGGAGGCGUUAAGAGUGCGGCCACAGAACAGUAUUGGAUCCGCUCUUUUCUGAACAUGCGUUUAGACGACUUCGACAAUCCCAGGGAACCCAUCAAUAUUGAACACCACACCUUCUGGCACGACAUGUCGGUACAGCGUGUAUACGCUAUGAUCACCUUGCUCAAUGAGUAUAAUAUGGAUCUAGAUGGACCCAUUCAUAUUAAGACUAAAGAUCAUGAUAAAACAAUUCCAUAA
Messenger RNA from Medioppia subpectinata, 387 nucleotides. The record is from the annotation of a GenBank genome assembly. NCBI's taxonomy places the organism in Eukaryota, Metazoa, Arthropoda, Arachnida, Sarcoptiformes, Oppiidae.